Messenger RNA from Amaranthus tricolor (Joseph's coat), 2290 nucleotides. Its product is annotated as protein MANNAN SYNTHESIS-RELATED 1-like. The transcript is spliced from 6 exons. The record is from RefSeq and is a predicted model, not a curated record. Lineage: Eukaryota; Viridiplantae; Streptophyta; Magnoliopsida; Caryophyllales; Amaranthaceae. Bases 587 to 1921 code for a protein of 444 amino acids.
UUGCUCAAAUCGAUUUUAUCACCUUUACACCCUCAACUUGGAGCUUAGAGGUAUUCCUUUGAGACGAAGGAGUAAGAGAUGUGAGUGUGACAAAUGACAAUAAUUAUAAGUCAACUAAGGAGUGGAUCUCAAAUCUCAAAUCACCCCAUAAUUUAGUCCGUAUUCCUCAAGUUGAGCAAGAAAAAUCAAAACCCAAAAUUUCCAGCAAGGGAAAAUAAAAUACUCCAAAAGUAAAGAAAAAGAAAGAAAACAUGGAAAAUUUGAGGAUGAAGAAUCAAAAAUUCCUAUAAAUUAUAUUGCAUUAGUACUUCAUAAUCCAACUAAAUUGUGUAGUAGAUAGUUAAAGUGUCGGUGGUGGUAAGAGAAGGCCUACUUUCUAGUCUCUAUUAAUCUGCUCCCACCUGCUCUACUUACUUCACUUUCACCACCAUUUUCAUGAUUACAUUUCAAUCUCCAAACCUAUCUUUAUACCAAUCAUCAUCUCAUUAAAUCUCAAUGCUUUUUUACUGAGGUUUGUUUAUUGUUUUUCAUUGGGUUUGUUGAUUUUGUUUGAUUAUUUGGUUUUUAAGGGUUUACUGAUUAGAAAAUGCAGAGAUCUGAGAGAGAUAAUAAAAAGAAGGAAUCUUCAAAUUGGGUUUUAGGUUUUGGGAAUUGGGUAACUAGUAUUAUGGUGGAACCAAGACAAAUUCUUGCUGGUUUUCUUACUGUUACUAUGUUUGUUAUGCUUGCUCAUAUGAUCAAAAGAGAUCAUUUCAGUUCUCAUUCUCAGGUGAGGAUGUCACCAUCACAAACAACUCGAUUUGAAAGAUCCAAAUUUGCAGAAAGCACUGCUGCUUCAGUUGAUAGCAAUGGUUUAUGGAAAGACGAUGCUCCUGAGCUAGAACCUUGUUGGCAAAAACCAAAUUUUGAAGUUGACCCAUCUGAUGGAUAUGUUACUUUCUCCUUAACUGAUGGUCCAGAAUACCAUGUCUCACAGAUUGCAGAUGCUGUGGUAGUGGCCAGAAAUCUUGGUGCAACUCUUGUACUUCCUGACAUCAGGGGAACUAAAUUGGGAGACAAGAGGGAGUUUGACAAUGUUUACGAUGCACACAAAUUUAUAAGUAGCUUGGAUGGAGUGGUUAGGGUAGUGAAGCAACCCCCUUCAAAAAUAUCAAUGAAAAAAAUUGCAGUUGUUAAGGUUCCAAAUCGUGUUACCAAAGAACACAUUGCCGAAAAGAUUGAGCUAGUAUUUCGGGAAAAGGGAAACAUUAGACUAGCUACGUAUUUUCCAUUGGUAAAUAUGAAGAAAGCUAAAGCCGAAGGUGAUAUUGACUCUGUUGCAUGCAUGGCGAUGUUUGGGACAUUAGAUUUGCAACCAGAAGUUCGUGGUGUUGUGGACUCGAUGAUAGAGCGGUUAAGAACAUUGAGUCGGAAGUCAGAUGGUCGCUUUGUCGCUGUGGAUUUGAGGGUUGAUGUUUUAGAAAAGAAGGGUUGCAAAGAUAAAGAGGGUUCCGUAUCCAAGAGUUGUUAUGAUGCAGGAGAAAUCGCUUCGUUUUUAAGAAAAAUUGGUUUCGGAAAGGAUACCACGAUCUAUUUGACCCAAUCAAGAUGGGACAGCAGUCUUGAUGCCCUAAAGGAGUUCUUCCCCAAAACAUACACAAAGGAAGGGAUAAUGCCUAUGGAUAAAAAGGACCAAUUUCUUGAUUCAGAAGCCCCAACCCUGGAAGAGGUUAUCGACUUCUACAUCUGUUCCGAAAGCGAUGUUUUUGUACCAGCCAUCUCUGGUCUAUUUUAUGCCAAUGUUGCCGGGAAGAGAAUCUCUACUGGAAAAACACAGAUUCUCGUUCCAGCCAAUAUACCCGGUGUUUCUGCUUCUCCAGAUAACUUCAUUUCGCAUUACGUCACCAAGAAAAACCACUUGGCUUAUUCAUGUUUCUGCUGAUAGUUUCUCAAAAGAUGCAGAAAAGAAAAACAAAAACAUUGGCCAAAAUACCUUCUACAAUAGUGUUCAGAAUUCUGAUAUACAGUCGAGUCAAACGAUAUGUGUUGGGCGAUUGAUGGCUAAGUAAUUCUUCAUACUCGAAUUCAUGUUCCAGGUAACCUUAGAAAAUGAGCAAAGGUUACACGACCAAUCUUUAGUGAUACAGCUUGUAAUAUAUUUAUCAAGUCGUAUUUUAGUAGAAAUACCUUAUUGUAAACAGUGUGAUUUUCAAAAUGCAAGUUUGUGGCUUAUUUUUCAAUGACAUGCCAGUUCAGUGUAUCGCAAUCGAAAAAAAAAGAAAAUUAGUCAAUUUGGGCUAUUUUGUGCAAA